UGUCUGUAAGCCCAAUUUGCAACAAGUAGUACCGGCAGUAUAUCGGAAUUCAUCGACUUCCGCAAGAUCUGCCUUCCUGUCAAAGAAUGGUUGAACAGAAUCAGAGGAAUUUUUCUGCAGGACAGAAUAGAAUGAUAUCAGGAACAAGUACUUCAAAAAUUGUACAAAUUCAGGGAAUCGGUCUGCUGUCUUAUUUGCGUCCUUGUCUAAGAUGCCUCUAUAAUCCUCCUGUUGCAAACGUCAAGCACGAGCAAGAAGUGCGUCCGUCCGUCAAGAGGAGCUUCAGGGAUGUUCCGCUGAUCAGUCCUGGGCGAGUCCCAUCACAAGAAUCACUACGUCCGCCUUAUUUGCAGCAGACAACAACGCAUCUUCGAUCUUCUCAUCUGAGCUGCAAUCUAUACUGGAGCAACCAGGUUCGAAGAUAACAAUAUCGAUCUCGUAGGUCGAUAAGCCUUGAAGUGGAGUGAUAUGCGUGCAGGACCGGAAGGAAACCAUUCCAUCGUCAGGGCGACCCUCCAUGAUCAGCAUUAAAGACAUGACAUGACGACCGAAUGUCCUGCGUUCAACAACCAGUCGAUGCCGAGAAUGCCUGUGCCCAAACUUACUGAAGGUACGACCUCGCGUACUGGACGCUGCAGGGUUCUCGACAGCAGUGACCAGAAUAGAGUGGAAAUCUUGAGCGAUGAUGGACAUGUGCAGGUCGAGUGGGAGGGAGGGCAUGAUGUGAGCCUGCAGGAGACAACCUCAGAAGAUUGCAUGAGUGCCGCCGACAACAAAAAAAAUCAUUCCAAAAAAAAGUUUGAAAGCA
Marchantia polymorpha subsp. ruderalis is the source of this 808-nucleotide messenger RNA. The record is from the annotation of a GenBank genome assembly. NCBI's taxonomy places the organism in Eukaryota, Viridiplantae, Streptophyta, Marchantiopsida, Marchantiales, Marchantiaceae.